Molecule: messenger RNA, 537 nt
Organism: Acromyrmex echinatior (Panamanian leafcutter ant)
Lineage: Eukaryota; Metazoa; Arthropoda; Insecta; Hymenoptera; Formicidae
Molecular function (GO): nucleic acid binding
Source: RefSeq, a predicted model, not a curated record
AUGGCCGUCAGACAGUUGCCGCAGCAUUCAUCGACGGCUGGCAAGAAGAUCAGAACGUUUCCUUAUCAUCCAGCGUCAAACGAUCUAAUCGAGACGUGGCAUUGCACCCUUAAAAGCUCUAUAACCUGCCACGAAGAUGGGAAACAAUGGCUCGACCUAUUGCUUAUAGUACUGCUGGACCUUCGCACAUGCCUGAAAGAGGAUUUGAAAUGCUCUCCAGUGGAGUUAGUCUACGAAAACACGGAGACCUUCGUCAUGACACUUUGUAAACGCAUACGGCAACUCCGUCCACAAUCAACGCAUCACCAUGGAAAACGGACAGCUUUUCGACAGCAGCGAAUAGAACAGUCCAUACACGUUUUCGUCAGGAAAGAUGGCGUCCGAAAAACAUUCCAACAUCUUUAUACUGGACCACACGAAGUGAUACGUAGGGAGAAUGAAUAUAUAUAUGUGAUCCAUAUGAACGGCCAUAACGUAGCUCUAUCGACAGAAAAGCUGAAGCUCGCCUUCUUACCCAAAUACAAAAGAAGUACCUGA